This is a messenger RNA of Eremothecium gossypii ATCC 10895, 1380 nucleotides long. It is a transcript of the gene MUM3, whose product is annotated as Mum3p. The record is from RefSeq and is marked provisional. The transcript has a single exon. Gene Ontology annotation, molecular function: acyltransferase activity. NCBI's taxonomy places the organism in Eukaryota, Fungi, Ascomycota, Saccharomycetes, Saccharomycetales, Saccharomycetaceae. The coding region runs from base 1 to 1380 and encodes 459 amino acids. Gene Ontology annotation, cellular component: endomembrane system.
AUGCCUUUUCUUAGUACCAUCGAAGCCAAUGUUACUGGGGCGUUUUCCGAGCUUUCGGGCAUGUCACCGUCCGCUAUAGCCCAAUUGGUGCUAAAGACGCUGACUAUAGCACUAUACAUGUUUGUCUACGGGUUCUGGUCCACGUUUGCCUUUGUCUUCGACUGCACGCUAAGAUCGGACUCUGUGGACCAAGCGAUCACCGUUGGGCUCCGUAUGAUUACGAUUGUGCCUGUGAUUGGGUCGCCGUUGGGUCGGCGGCUCUCGCUGCUGGUGAAACUUCUCAAGACGGAGUUACUUCCGUUUUUGGAUGAGAUGGUGCGGCUCACGGAAUACGCAUUCCACGUCAAGAUGAUCAACGAUACGAUAUGCGGAGAUAACGUGAAGAUUAUUGUGACCGGCGAUCCGUUCAGCCUCGACUAUGUCGAGGCGGCGCCGCUCACGAGCGUGAUCAUCUCUAACCACAGAUCUGUGAUCGAUUACGCGGUGAUCAGCAAGCUCGUGCUCGAGACGCAGGAACGGAUACCAAACCACAACAAGUUCCUUAUGAGCACCGCCAAGAAGCGGCGCUUUGUGCAUCCGCCGCCGUUCAGGUUUCUCACCUGGGCCAAGAUCACCAACUUCCCCACGCUCAGCCUAUUCUUCAACAUAUGGUCCAAAGACGAGAAUAGCAUUGUCUCUGCUACCACGAUACACUCGCACCUAAUGAAGCACCGGAACACGACAUUUGUGUUAUUUCCUGAGGUGAACAGCAUCACUCCGGAGUUGGUCAUGAUCCAGCAGAAAUUGUUGAAGUCCAAAUAUGAGGAUACCCCGUCGUUAAAGCAGGUGCUCUAUCCGCGGUACAAGCAGUUCAACUCCCUCGUGAAGGACUUGGCCUGCUGGAAGAAGGUCAAAAAGAGAAACAGCAUCAUGGAGAAGGUGGUCGACAGGCUCGAUAAGUGGAUACACGACGACGACUUGCUCGAUCAGGACCUCAUCGAGCUUGAGAGUUUUCUCACUGCGGAAGAAGACGCCGCGGCUACACAACGGUCAUCGAACGUGGAGCAGAUUCGCAUCAACGAAUUUAUGUACAAUCUCACCAUCGUGUACUACCAGCCAGUGCUCAAGUGCAACGACCCGGACCACAUCCACGAACAUAACCAUGCUGUCGGGAUAAAGGACCCACAUUACCAGCUAGAGCACAUCACGCCGUCGUUGUGGGACAUGUACCGCGCACAGGAGGCCGACCAGCCCAUCGUGAUCAGGGUCCACAUAGACCGCCACAGAAUGGACCCUCUUCUCCAGAUGAAGUCGCGGCACGUGGAGAAGUGGUUGGAAAACUACUGGUGCGAAAAGGAUAAGCAGAUAGCAGUGAUGGACACUGCUGUGAAACUAAAAUAA